AUGAACAACGCAUUUCAACCAAUAACUUCAGGAAUACAUUAUUGCGGACAAAAGUCACAUGAUUCUAUUAAUCAAUGUGUUAUAUGUGGAUCAAAAUCGAUUGGAAUCAACUUUGGAGUAUUAACAUGUGCUCCUUGUAAAGGUAUUGCAUCAUAUUUUCAUGUAUUUUCUAUACCAUAUUUGCUUUUUUAUUGUUUGAAAAUAAAAGCUUUUUUUCGACGAAAUGCACGGCGAAAAGAGCUUCUUGAAUUACCAUGUCGACAUCGUGAUAUGAGUGCAUCAGUGAUGAAUAAUUAUGAGAUGAAUGAAAGAACAAUGCGUUAUUUACAAAUUCGUCGAUGUUCAUCAUGUCGAUUGCGUCGUUGUUUUGACAUGGGAAUGAAAGAACAAUUAGUUCGAACAGAUGAAGAAAAUGAACGAUAUAAACAGCUUCUUGACAUAAAUCGUCGACAACGAGAAUUAUUAACACAACAAAUACGAGAAAUAAAAGAAUUAUCAAUUCCUCAGCAUAUGGUGAAUAAUAUGGAUCUAUCAGUAGAGAUAGACUGGCGUCAUUUAUCAAAUAUUGUUUAUGCUUAUGAGUCAUGUUGUAUCAAAACUUAUGUUCAACAACGUUCUUCAGUUAUUUUUAAUAGAACACCACAAUCACCAAAUGAACAGCCAUACAAUAUUUAUCCAACAACUAUAACAAUGAGUAUUGUUCUUGCAGUUUCUUCAUUUCUUAAAACAUUACCAGCCUAUUAUUCCCUCCCUCGUUCCACUCGAAAUUAUCUAUAUAAAACUAAUAUUCGACCAUUAAUCUUUCCUAAUCUUCAUGAACUUAAUCAAUCAUGUUAUGCUGAACCAUGGCAGGUGAAUGCUUAUAAUAAAACAUGGCAGUUAAUUUGUGGCAUACAAUUAUACGAAGAAUUUAAUAGAGCAGAAAAAAUGGCUGAGAAAUCAUGGACAACUGAUCCAAUAGUGACACGUUUGUUUGUUAUUAUAUUAUUCUUUUCUACUCCUCUUCAUUAUCAUGAUAAUUCUCCAACACCAACAAAAAUACUAAAGAAAAAACAAGCUGUUUUUCAAACUCAAAAUGGAUAUAUAACACUUCUAUGGAAAUAUUUAGCAUAUCGUUAUGGAUCAGUAGGAUCAAUUCGAAUUUAUCUAAAUUUAGUUCAUGUAUAUAUGGAAAUGCAACAAGUUGGAUAUGGCGUUUAUACUCAAUUGCGAACACAAAAAGAUCUAGUUCCAACACAUGAAACUCUAAGCAAAUUAGUUACACUUGAUAUUAAUGAUACGCAAUAG
Molecule: messenger RNA, 1287 nt
Organism: Adineta steineri
Lineage: Eukaryota; Metazoa; Rotifera; Eurotatoria; Adinetida; Adinetidae
Source: the annotation of a GenBank genome assembly